Darwinula stevensoni is the source of this 969-nucleotide messenger RNA. The record is from the annotation of a GenBank genome assembly. NCBI's taxonomy places the organism in Eukaryota, Metazoa, Arthropoda, Ostracoda, Podocopida, Darwinulidae.
AUGGGUUCGUUUCAGGGACGUGGCAUAGCGCUGGAGGUGCUCACCAUCGUUUUGUCAUCCCUCUCCAUUAUCGGACUCAUACUCGCUUUGAUCAUAUUUCAAAUUAACGAUAAUGGGAAUUCAAAAUCAGUGAAGCUGAACAAGCAGUUAUGUAUUUGCCUUUUGUUGGGCCAUAUUUUCCUCCUCCUUCUCAUUGACCGGCAAAUCGUCAAUCAGUCUCAGAUAGGUUGUGCCAUCUCGGGGAUCUUUCUUCACUUCAUAUUCCUAUGUGCCUUCAUGUGGAUGGCCUUGGAGGGGUUUUUCAUCUAUCGUCAACUUGUCCUGGUAUUUCCAACCGGAUCCAAUCUACCCACACGGACGUACUUCAUCACGGGUUAUGGUGUUCCCUUCGGGAUCGUCGGCAUCACUGCUGCGGUGUCUUUCGGCACUGAUACAUACGGAUAUGGUGCUGGAGAAUUCUGCUGGUUGUCACCGCCUCGCUACAUCUGGACCUUCGCCGGCCCGGUCCUGGUCAUUAUUCUCUUGAACACUGUUUUGAUGUUUCUGGCGAUUCGAAACAUUAGUCAGAGUGGGAAUAUCGGACAUUCCACUCAGAAGAACGAAGUGUACAUAGUAUGGACCACUACAUCUCUUUCGUGCUUAUUGGGCAUCGGCUGGAUAUUUGGGUUCUUCUACAUGCAAGUCACGCCUGUCUUCGUCUACCUCUUCACCAUCAUCAAUGCCUCUCAGUCGAAUGCCUUGAAAUUGAUUCGGUUUCUUCCAAAUAUCAGCAGGGAGAAACCAGGCCACCGUGGUCCACUAUGUCACAUUCCCAUCGUGUGCUGGGAACGUCUCGACUGGACACUGGAGAUUCACAUCUCAUGGAUAGUUCAAGAAGCGAUCGGACAUAAUGGGGAAGAAACGGAGGUCUUCUGACAAGAAUGUUUGAUAAGAGUUAAUUUACGGUUAUGUCAAUAAAGGAUUUUGGAG